GGACGGGUGCUGGUGUGGUGCAAACUAGGGGCGAGUGCGCGCAGGAGUUGUAACAAGGCCCCCCUCGAUAACAAAGAUGGCGUUGUCUUCCAACUCGUUGCAGAAGAAAGUAUUAGGCCUAGCCGCGGUGGUUUUUACUCUGCUGGCGUCGUCUCAAGGUCAACAGCCAAAUGGCGCCGACCCCAACUUGCAGACUGGCGGAACUGGUCCAAAUUCACCAUUUCAAGGCCCUCCCGGAUCACAACCACAGCCGAUGCCACCCCAACAGCAAGGACCAGGGGGACCUGGCUUCCGAAGGCGCGGUCCUUUCCCGAGGGCGGGACUCGAGCGACCCGUGGGCGCCGAGGGUCCGGGUGGGCCGGGCCGCGGCAUUCCCCCCGAGCUCCUGGCGCGCCGCAUGGCUUUCCUCCAGGCGGCGGCGCGAGCGAGGGCGAUGCAGGAGGCCGCAGCGACAUCUGGCGAUGACGUCACCGCCCCGCCCAUAUUCGGAUUGCGCGGCCAGCCCCGAGCUGGCCACGACGGUGGUCGACCCAUCAUGGUUCCCACCGGAGUUCCCCAGUUCCCUCACCCACAGGGGAUCCCCACACGGCAGGGCGGAAACGGAAACACGGGCAACGGCGGAGGCCCAGGCCAGCCGAGAGGCCGAGCGAAGCGGGAGCACGGGAGGGUUGCCCGCACGAUGCAAGAGAUGCAUUCCGAGGAGGAAGAAUGAAAGAUGCAGACAAUCGACUCAGAAGUUGGCAUGACGCAGUGAAAACGACGAGACGCGUUAAUAAAAAACGCAGGUGAUUUGAAGGGGCAGCCUAAAGGUAAUGGAAAGAUGAUCUCACGAGGACUCAGGCGACCUGAACGAUUCACUAAGCGAAACAAGAGGGGGC
This is a messenger RNA of Dermacentor silvarum, 878 nucleotides long. RefSeq names its product collagen alpha-1(I) chain-like. The record is from RefSeq and is a predicted model, not a curated record. NCBI's taxonomy places the organism in Eukaryota, Metazoa, Arthropoda, Arachnida, Ixodida, Ixodidae. Bases 77 to 712 code for a protein of 211 amino acids. The transcript has 6 exons.